UCACUCUUUCACUCACUCACUCACUCACUCACUCACUUCUCUGGACUUAAUCUGUGACCAUGAAGUGUCCUGGGAAGUCUCUGGAAGACGCUCUGCUCUGCGCUCAGAGCGACGGGCGACUCACGGUGGGCGUCUACGAGAGCGCUAAGAUCAUGACUGAUGACCCGGACAGCGUGUCCUUCUGCGUCCUGGCCGUGGACGAGCAGUUCGAGUGCGACAUCGCGCUCCAGAUCCACUUCACGCUGAUCCAGUCCUUCUGCUUCGACAACGACAUCAGCAUCGUCCGCGUCGGCGACGCCAAGCGACUGUCGGCGAUCGUCGGCGACGACAAGGCGGAGCAACUGGAAGACGCGCACUGUGUCCUCAUCACGAACCCGGCUGAAGGUUCUUGGGAGGAUCCAGCCCUGGAGAAGCUGCACGUGUUCUGUGAGGAGAGUCGUGGUCUGAACGACUGGCUUCCUGAGAUCAGCCUCCCCGGCCGCUGAUCUGGGACCUGGACUCCGGUCUCCAUUUGUGCUCAGAUGCUGUGAAGCUUCUUAUCUGGAAAUACUCAUCCUGACGAUCAGGGUGACCCUGUUUCUGCUCGUCCUGGAUUCUCCUGAGGAGGAUUCAAGUCCAGGCAACGCGGCGCCGGCCCCCGGCCCACGCCCCGCCCUCCUCUGAAGGGAAAAAGGGGCGGGCCCCCCGGCCAACCGUCGUCUCUCGUACCCGUCCAUGCCAAGAUGACUCUCAUUCUUUAUGUGAACGAGGUCGGGCAUGCCACGAGAGCGACACGUCGACCCUCAUUCUUUGUGCGGAUGAGGUUUGGAGAGGAAGGAGAAGCGACUCGUGCGUCCUGUGGUUCCCGCAGAGCCGACGUCGCCAACCGUUGACGCACGCGCAGCAGGAGAAGAAGCGGUGCGGAGGAAGAGGCGUCUUUAGAAGAGAGACUUUUUUUAAAGGCGUCCUCUCUGCUGAGCAACAUGACAACAGUUGUCUUCAGCGCCAAAGUUUCCCACUUUCCAGAAUUGUCUUAAUUCUCUAAAGGUUUCACUUUAGAAAUUUAACGAUGACAAAAAAACAAGAAAAAAUCUCUAAAGGUUUCACUUUAGAAACUUUGAUACUGAAAAAAAAAAUUAAUAAUAAUAAAAACGGCUUUUUUUCUAAAGGUUUCACUUUAGGAAAAAACAAUGAUUAAAAAAUAUGGACAUUUUUCAGCAGAAAUUGCAUUUUCUUUGAAGGUUUUACUUCAGAAAGUGACUCAAUGAAGCUGAAAAUGUUACAAAAUUACACAUUUUAUUACGGCUUUUUGUAUUAUGAAGAA
Molecule: messenger RNA, 1303 nt
Organism: Solea senegalensis (Senegalese sole)
Lineage: Eukaryota; Metazoa; Chordata; Actinopteri; Pleuronectiformes; Soleidae
Product: growth arrest and DNA damage-inducible protein GADD45 gamma-like
Exons: 3
Coding region: 60-485 (141 amino acids)
Biological process (GO): regulation of cell cycle
Cellular component (GO): nucleus; cytoplasm
Source: RefSeq, a predicted model, not a curated record